CCGAGGGAGCUAAAGUCCUGUCUCUGUGGGAACCAAAUGAUAGCAGCUAGACUUUGCCCUGAACUGGAACCAACAAUACAGGAAGUCCAGAACAAGCAGAUUCCUGGUUGUCACUGAAAAGGUAAGCCACAUUACACCAGCUCAGACAGUAGUUGGUUCAUUUCUGUCAACAGACCCAAAUCUAACAGUGGCAUUUUGAAGACCUCAAAUAUACAGUUUGAUGUAAAGAUCCGCUAACUUUUGGUGAGAUGGACCAGAGGAACAGCAGCAGUAAUGAGGAUUAUGAAUUUCGUCCUACUCCAUAUGCCUCGUCAUACGGUGAACAAAAUUCCUAUACAGGGAUGACUUAUCAGGUAGGCACAGGCAACGUUGCAGUGGUCACACCUUCUGGUACCUAUGACAACAUAGGCCACCCCGAGGGCCCAGUUGAAAGCAACCAGCAGCAUGGUCUGGCUGCACCUCCGUACUUUUAUGACUCAGAGGAUGGCAGCUUCAGUAGUGCUGCAAUACGAAGAGGUUUUAUAAGGAAAGUCUACCUGACCUUGUUGAUUCAGCUGCUGUGUACUGUUGGAAUCAUCUGUGCUUUUCUUUACUGGAACACACUCAAGAUAUGGGUAUUGAAGACUUACUGGUUCUCCUACUCCAUGAUGUCAGUGGUGCUGGUGCUCAUUUUGGUCUUGUCCUGCUGUGACAACAUCCGGCGUCAAGUGCCUCUCAAUUUUAUAGCUCUGGGCCUGUUUACUAUUGCAGAGGGCCUGAUGCUUGGAUCUGUGGCAGUGUACUUUCAAGCUGAUGCAGUUAUGUGGGCUGUGGGCGCGACAGCGCUUGUUUCCUUCGGCAUGAGUCUGUUUGCUAUGCAGUCAAAGUGGGACUUCACCCCAGGAGCUGGUUGCAUGUGGGCAUUAGGCUGGUCCUUGGUUUCAUUUGCACUGCUGUGUGCAAUCUUCCGAUCACAGUAUCUGUACAUCUUUUACGCCUUCCUGGGAACUGUGCUGUUUUCUUUGUACUUGGUGUUUGAUACCCAGCUGAUAUUGGGUGGAAAACACAGAAAGUAUGAAAUCUCUCCUGAGGAGUACGUGUUUGCUGCUCUCAGCCUGUAUUUGGACAUCGUCACAUUGUUCCUCUUCUUGCUGCAGUUCUUCAACCUCUGCCGCUGAACCUGAACCUCCCUUGAAACCCUUGCCUUGAAGUCAUGUUUAUAAGUUAUAUUCAUAUUGAAUGAAGACUGCCGAUUCACUGUUAGUUCUCCAGACAUCUGCUUUCACAUUUAAAUACACAUGGAUUUCUGCAGUGUCUAAUAAGCUCAUGCUAAUGUCAUGGUAUUAUAAAAUAUAAUAAGCCUUGUGUUGAAUAUUUGCUUCCUUUAUUACGUGUUUUAAGCUGUAAGUCACUAUUUAAUCAAGUCAGCAACUAAUUUAUGGUAAUGCCAUAAGCAGCUCAGCUUUCUAUUAUCUGUCCUGCAUUCCAAAAACUUAACCACUCAUGUGAAAAAGGUUAGAUGUCACUAAUUUGAUAGUUUUAAAGAAUCUUUCAGAUGCAGAAACCAAA
Molecule: messenger RNA, 1548 nt
Organism: Melanotaenia boesemani (Boeseman's rainbowfish)
Lineage: Eukaryota; Metazoa; Chordata; Actinopteri; Atheriniformes; Melanotaeniidae
Exons: 11
Coding region: 249-1157 (302 amino acids)
Cellular component (GO): membrane
Source: RefSeq, a predicted model, not a curated record